UUAAUCAUGGAGCCUUUCGCUAAUCUGUGGAGACAAAAAUGUUGAACAGUGUGGUCUUUAAGCCUUUCGCUUGUUUUUUGAAGUAACACCCAUAUUUUCUCCCCCUUUCUCAGUCCGUUGCCUCCUCUCCUCUCCACACAGCUCCUCCUGCAUGCUGCUAAAAGCUGAAAGAGUUAAGAAGAUUUGGACGCAUGGCAGCAACCAGCCAGUCGGCGAGAGAGAGAAACUGGUUUCCGGUGGCCAGAGGGAGGCGGCUCACUUGCCCGGGAUUAAGUGGGAUCGGGAGAGAUUACAGCUCUCUCUCUCUCUGUCUCCCUCUCCCCCCCUCCUUCUCCCUCUCCCCGUAGCUCAAUGAAAGCGUAGUGCUCUGUCCUGGCAAUAUUCUCCUGCACCCAUAACGGUGCUCAGACCUGCAGGAGCUGCAGGAUAAAAGGUUUGCAGCAUCCCCGAAGACCUAGACGCAGAGGUUAUUGGUAGUAAGCAGUCAGUGAGUGGUCAGGGUCAGAGGUCGGGUGUCCUGUGACCAUGAGGCAGGCGGUGGAGGCUCAGGUGUUAAACACCCACUAUGAACUUGGAGAACACGGCCUGCGUCAGAUCCUGACGGAUGUGGUCGAAGAGGUGAGGCAGUCUAUAAACCAGGACAUCGAUGGGGCAGAGAUUCUCCACAGUUUGUUGAACGCCUCCUGGCUGCAGUCGCUGCUCAAGGUUUACGAGUGUCUUCGGAGGUUCCUGAGAGAUUCCCCAGCUCCGGUUCUGGACUACACCUCGGGGCUCUCACUCCAGCUGCUGAUCGACAUCAAGGCGCUACCAGGCUGCUCUGAAGAGGCCAACGAGCUCUACCGUCUCCUGCGGCAGCCUCACCUGCAGGCUCUUCUCUCCGCUCAUGACACGGUGGCCCAGAGGGACUAUGAGCCCGUGCUGCCGCCGAUGCCUGAGGACGUCCCAGACGACGAGGAGGCCACUAGGAUUGUCUGCCUGGUCAAAAACAAACAGCCCCUGGGAGCGACUAUCAAGAGGAAUGAUAUCACAGGGGAGAUUUUUGUUGCCCGGGUGAUACACGGAGGGCUGGCUGAUCGAAGUGGUCUUCUCCAUGCCGGGGACCGGAUCAUAGAGGUGAAUGGUUUUCCUGUGGAUGGGAUGGAGCCUGAGCAAGUUAUCCAAGUUGUGCAAGCGAGGUCACAAGGCACCAUCAUGUUCAAGGUCGUUCCAAUCACAGAAAGGCCGGUCCACAACCAGACGAUGCUCUACGUGCGGGCCAUGGCGGACUACAGCCCCCAGCAGGACCCUACCAUCCCCUGUGCCGACGCCGGGAUGAGCUUCCGAAAGGGUGACAUCCUGGAGAUCGUGGACCAGACGGACGCCCUCUGGUGGCAGGCCAAGAAACUGCCCAGCAACACGGCCUGCGCCGGACUAAUUCCCUCCACCAACCUGCUCAAGCGGAAGCAGAGGGAGUUCUGGUGGUCUCAGCCUUAUCAGCCACAUGGCUGCAUUCAGACCUUGAGCACUGUAGACGAAGAGGAAGACAUGAUGGCCAUUGAUGAGAAAUGUGUCGAAGCAGACGAGGAAGCAUUUGAAUCUGACGAGCUCAGAGUCGACGGGGAUGACUUCAGCAGCAACAUUGAAGGGAUUUACUUGACGGGCUUCAGGCGCAGCAUGCGUCUGUGCAGGCGGCGGUCCCACAGCACCACACAGCCGUCCUCCCACACCCGCUGUCCCAGUACCUGCCACAGCGCCCUCAACAGCCCCUAUGAGGAGGUGGUGCGCCACCAGCGCCACCCGCAGGACUCACACCGCCUCAUCGCCCUCUUAGGUCCGUCCAGUGUGGGCGUGAAUGAACUUCGGAGGCGCCUGGUUGAAAUGAACCCCAACGUCUUCCAGGGAGCUUUGCCUCACACCACAAGAGCACCCAAAGGAUACGAGGAGACUGGGAGAGAAUAUUUCUUCACCAGUCGGGAAGUCUUCGACAACAUGGUUUACAACAACAGGUUCCUGGAGUACGGCGAGAAUAAAGGGAAUAUGUACGGCACCAGCAUCGAGUCCGUGAGGAACGUUUUAAACAGCGGAAAGAUCUGUGUCAUUGACAUCGAGCCAAACGCCAUUCAGGCAGUGAGGACGCCAGAGCUCAGGGCCUACAUCAUCUAUGUGAAACCCCCGUCUCUGGAGCGCCUUAGGGAGACCAGACAGGAUUCGUACAUCACCACCAACUACUACGUCAACAAACCGUUCAAGAGUGAAGAUUUCCAGGAGAUGGAAGAAGCAGCCCGCAAGAUGGAGUCACACUUCUGGCAGUUUUUCGACCAUGUGAUCCUCAACGACGAGCUGCAGGACUCCUGCGUCCAGCUGCUGACUGCGGUGAGGAAGGCUCAGGAUGAGCCGCAGUGGGUUCCUGCCAGCUGGAUACGACCUAACACCGGGUUGUGAGGGACGACGGAGGAGAAAACUACGGGACAGGAGAAGUGUGACCCCCUCAUGUUUUUUAAUAAGGCAGCAAAUUUUGGAAACUAAAACUGUAAUAUCAUUCCGAGAAGCUUAACAUUGAAAUCAAUUAGUUUAUGUUCAACACUGCAUGUUUAAGUGGAGUAGGGCAUGAAAAAAAAUCUUCUUGAUCUGAUUCUUAAGUCGUGUCAAAUCCCCAAAGACAAGAUAAAGCUGGACUAGAGCCCAAAGAAAUCCCUGAAACACUGUCAGUUUGUCAGCAUUUAACUAGUAGUAUUAAGACUACCAGUUUUGAAUUAUAGUUACUCUAGUACCAGGGGUGCCAUCAUUUGAUGUGUUUUGGAACUACAGGGUGUUUAAGUUAUUAUAGUGAAAGAAUUCUUGUAAAAAUGUAGCUUCCUGCUUUGCAUGUACCUCUGAUUUGAACAAAUCAAUCAAUCCUUGCCCUGCUCCCCACUGUUGAUAAACAGAUCUGCAAUGAAGACUGAGCUUUUUCCAAUUGAUGUUUACAUCAAAAGAUGGCAGAUUUGUUGUUCUUUCAAUCUUGUUCAAAAUGUUUUUUGUAUUUUUUUGUGUGUGUGUCUAAGUUUUAGGAUGAAUACUCUUCUCCUACAACAAUCAGAAAUAAGAUACAAGUGAGCUGGCUUCCUAAAUGGAUUCUGUGGGUGGAGCCACAGGAAGUUGUAGUAAUUUCUGAAAUGUGUUGAUGAUGUAUGCCAAAAAGUUGUUUGAGGUUUACAAAAUAUUAACAAACUUCUGUUUGGCAAAAAACACAAUUUAUGACCUUAUUUCAUUCAGAUAAUGUGAUUAAAAUGUUUUUUUUUUAUUAGAUACAACAAACGUGCAAGCAAAGCAAUGGCAUUCGAAUAUUUGUACCUGUUUGUGACGUUAAUAAAGCAA
Scophthalmus maximus (turbot) is the source of this 3336-nucleotide messenger RNA. RefSeq names its product MAGUK p55 scaffold protein 4b (gene mpp4b). The transcript has 22 exons. NCBI's taxonomy places the organism in Eukaryota, Metazoa, Chordata, Actinopteri, Pleuronectiformes, Scophthalmidae. Gene Ontology annotation, cellular component: adherens junction; plasma membrane. Bases 526 to 2421 code for a protein of 631 amino acids. The record is from RefSeq and is a predicted model, not a curated record. Gene Ontology annotation, molecular function: protein binding.